AUGACACCUUGGAGCUACGAUGAGAUGAAACGUUGCAAAGCCAUUCUCUAUCCAGAAGAAGAAAAAUUCCCCACGACGCUCAUGAACCAGCUUUUCGAUUGGUACGGCGGUGUGCCGCGAGAUGUCUUCCAACUGACCUCUUCUGAAUUCAACACCAACCCCGACGUGGACACUGUGGUGCAAAAGAUGUCCAAGAAGCUGAUUGACGUCAUCCAAUACGAAGGUCCAGUUUCCAAUCUUAUUCAUGCACAUCAGGCCAGAACUCGUGAAGAAGAAUAUUCGCAUCGUGUGCUACACCUAUGUACGCACCAUACUGGAGAUCUCGCUCAGUAUUCCGUGGCAUGGGCAUCACCCCGAGUUGGGAGAGAAGUGUUUCGCUUAUAUGCAGAGGAAAUCCGCAGAAACCUGAAAAGCUUCCGGGGUAUCAACGGCUUUACGGAUGGCAAUGCGCGUGGAGCACAGUUUGAGGUAUACGCUCACGAGUUGUUGCGAGAAGGCGGAACCUUUCAAGUCCGUCGACUUUGCGAAGAUCUGUCGAGCGACCAGAACGCUGAGGUCACGUUUCCCGCAACCGAGCUUCGAGACUUCCGAACUUACGAAGACGUUGACCUGGGCACCGACGUUUAUUGGCAGCUGCAAAGUAAAAAUCUGGCAUCAAUCGAUUCGUUGCGUGGACCAGCCAAUUUUUUCCAAAUGACAGUUUCGUCAACACAUCCGAUCAAGCAUCAUGGCCUCGCAAAAGCUCUAGACCUGGUGGACAAGUCCGAAUCUCCCAUAAAGCUUUACUUUGUCGUUCCAUCCAAUGUUUAUUGGACCUUUAGAUGCCAGCCACAUCAUAACCAAAAGGGGGCACUAUUCAAGAAAUCACUUGGUGAACGAGUCUGCGAAGUAGAGCAGUGGGCUUUGUUGAUUCCAACUGGGUCCGAGGAGCCGGCGAGAGGCAAAGACAAGGAAUACCAUGCUGGAACAAAAAGGAAGUUUGUUUGA
Puccinia triticina is the source of this 987-nucleotide messenger RNA. RefSeq lists its product as uncharacterized. Lineage: Eukaryota; Fungi; Basidiomycota; Pucciniomycetes; Pucciniales; Pucciniaceae. The record is from RefSeq and is a predicted model, not a curated record. The transcript has a single exon. Bases 1 to 987 code for a protein of 328 amino acids.